Molecule: messenger RNA, 4275 nt
Organism: Penicillium soppii
Lineage: Eukaryota; Fungi; Ascomycota; Eurotiomycetes; Eurotiales; Aspergillaceae
Gene: fphA
Product: putative sensor histidine kinase/response regulator
Exons: 6
Coding region: 1-4275 (1424 amino acids)
Biological process (GO): detection of visible light; regulation of DNA-templated transcription; phosphorelay signal transduction system
Molecular function (GO): protein binding; phosphorelay sensor kinase activity
Source: RefSeq, a predicted model, not a curated record
AUGUCAUCGCCAACCCAAGAUAUUGGAUCGGGGAUGCGGCGGAAAAGGUCUGAAAGUGUCGCAAAUCCAAAUUGGUCCGACUUAUCGCAGCCGGCCAGAUCACACCUGGACUCCAGAGAUCGGUCGCAAUCGGUCACACACAAUGAUAUCGAGCAGCCGCCCAGUACGGGGUUUGAUCCCACCGAUCGAGUGUUCCCCAUUCGGUCGGUGGUUUCGGUAGACCCAAAUGCUACUGCACAGACGAGAUCUUCAUCACAAGCCCGCGGAGCAGUAUCACCAACCAGGGAUGGAGCUCGGCAUUACUCGUUCAUUGAUGAACAGACCUGGCAUCAACUCCAAUCUGAAUCCCGGCCUCAAUCGCAUCCCGACCCCGAGCAUGCCGAACCUACCGUCCCCACCGAUAUCCGGCGCCACGAAACACAUGCAGUUGAUGAUAAAACGGAGAUUGCCACACAUUCUCUCGCAUCAGAGGUCAUUCAACAUCCCGAGGUUUAUGCCAAAACUUCCCGGAGCGAAACUCAAUCCGGAUCAGGUUCCACUGCUCACCCACGGUCGCAGGAUGGUUCUAAAACCGAGGAAGAACACCUUCUGACUGCCCGGUUCAAGCAUGUUGUAACGGACAGUGGCCACGCAAUCAUUACGGGACGAGAAGGCGAAAAACUCCAGUAUUGCGAAGACGAGCCUAUACGAAUACCUGGCGCCAUCCAAAGCUUUGGUAUAUUGGUUGCACUACGAGAGGAGUCCCAAGACCAGCUUGUGGUGCGGGUUGUGAGUGAGAACUCGGCCGAUUACUUUGGUUAUUCGCCCAAGCAGCUUUUCGAAGUCCAAAGCUUUUGCGAUAUUAUGCAUUCGGAUGAGGCAGAGAUGCUGCUGGACCAUAUUGACUUCGUUCGAGACGAUGCAUACGACCCUUCUGUUGAUGGACCCGACAUAUUUGCCAUGUCAAUUCGCACUCCCACCGGAGAAAGUCGUCGAUUCUGGUGUGCGGCCCAUGUGUGCCAAGCCCAAAAAGACUUGAUCAUCUGUGAAUUCGAACUCGAAUAUGACGAACUUAACCCAUUGGAUGUUCCUGGCCAUGCUUCCCCGGAGUCCUCUUCGGAUCCGUUGGAUAACAGCACUCUAGGUGUUGUUCCAACGGCAGAUCAACUCGCUGCCUCGACCCUGAACAUUUCUCAGCCACUGCGUGUCCUCCGUCGGAGGAGAGCAGAGACUGAUUAUCUUUCUGUGCUUUCGCAGUUGGAAACUCAGCUAUCGCGAUGCCAAGACUUGGAACAAUUGUUAAACACAACAGCAGGCCUUGUAAAGGACCUAAGUGGCUUCCACCGCGUUUUGAUUUACCAGUUCGACAGCAGCUGGAAUGGCAUGGUCGUUGCUGAGUUGGUUGACCCCAAUGUCACGAUAGAUCUCUAUAAAGGGCUUCAUUUCCCUGCUUCAGAUAUUCCAGCACAAGCAAGAGAACUAUACAAAAUCAACAAAGUUCGCUUGCUAUAUGACCGGGAUCAAGUCACAUCCCGGCUAGUCUGCCGAACGGUUCAAGAUUUGGAAACGCCAUUGGACAUGACACAUGCAUACUUGAGAGCUAUGUCGCCUAUCCACAUCAAAUAUUUGGCUAACAUGAAGGUUCGAUCUUCAUACUCAGUGUCCAUAAGUGCCUUUGGUGAUCUAUGGGGCCUAAUAACCUGUCAUAACUAUGGAGUCCCUCGGCGGGUGUCAUUCCCCAUUCGAAAGAUUUGCCGCAUACUCGGUGAUACAGUCUCACGCAAUAUCGAGCGACUCUCCUAUACGUCUAGAUUACAGGCGAGGAAGCUCAUCAACACGGUUCCCACCGAGGCCAAUCCAUCUGGCUACAUCAUCGCCUCAAGCGACGAUCUGCUUCAGCUGUUCUCGGCGGACUACGGCGUUCUCUCAAUUCGCGACGAAACGAAAAUUUUAGGGGACGGUACCAACUCGCAGGAGCUCCUUGCACUUUUGGAGUUCCUCCGCCUUCGUCAGCUAAACUCAGUGCUUGCCUCACACGAUAUUGUCAAAGACUUUCCCGAUCUGCACUAUCCGCCGGGGCUGAAGGCUAUCUCAGGUUUAUUAUAUGUCCCAUUAUCCACGGGUGGCAGCGACUUCAUUGUCUUUUUCCGUCGUGGGCAACUGACCCAGAUCAGAUGGGCGGGCAACCCUUACGAAAUCGCAAAGCGGAAACAAACAGCGGGCUAUCUUGAGCCGCGAGAAAGUUUCACGGCUUGGCAAGAGACUGUGCUCUCCCAGAGUCGUGAAUGGACGGAAAGCGACGUGGAAACAGCGGCUGUCCUAUGCCUUGUCUACGGAAAGUUCAUCAAGGUCUGGAGACAAAAGGAGGCGGCGAUGCACAACUCCCAGCUCACCCGUCUGCUUCUGGCUAAUUCCGCCCAUGAGGUUCGAACGCCUCUAAACGCCAUCGUCAAUUAUUUGGAGAUUGCUCUCGAGGGCGCACUGGAUGCGGAAACCAGGGAAAGUCUGACCAAAUCUCAUUCGGCUUCCAAAUCCUUGAUUUAUGUUAUCAAUGAUCUGCUGGAUCUUACAAAUACAGAAAAGGGACAGGAACUCAUCAAAGAUGAAAGCUUUGACCUUGAAGGAACAUUCAAAGAAGCAGCGCAAAUGCUGUCCGGUGAGGCCAAGCGGAAGAACAUAUCUUAUACUGUUUCAGUGCAUCCGGGGCUUCCUAAAUCGGUACUCGGUGAUCAGCGUCGGGUACGACAGGUGCUUUCCAACGUCAUUUCCAACGCCAUCCAGAACACUGAAUCCGGUGCUGUCACCACUGAGAUUUGGCGUUCUGCCAACCAGACUAUUCCAGGCCACGUGGGAGUGGAGGUGAUGGUCGUUGACACCGGAGUUGGCAUGUCUCAUGAGAAGCUGGAGUCUUUGUUCCAUGAGCUGGAGCAAGUUUCCCUAGAUGAGACCUAUUAUCCUGGCGAAGAAGAGGAUCCGCACCAAACAGAUUCGCCAAAUCAAAAACGCGUUCUGGGCCUAGGUCUUGCUCUUGCGGCGAGAAUUGUUCGUAAUAUGCAGGGACAAUUAGGCGUCAGGAGUGAGGAAGGGAAGGGCAGUCGCUUCAAGAUCUUGCUGCAGUUCCGACUCCCCGAACAAGAUGACUCGCAGGAUGAAGCUGCCAUCGCUGCUGCAAGCUCGCCUAUCCCCCCAACACCGAUGAUCUCAGAUAAAGAGUUUACCUUGGUUGGCGGAUCAUAUGAGCCUGGGAAUAAUCGUCGACAUAGCAAUGAAAGUCUCCGCAGUGGUGGCAGUUCUCGCAGUGGUCACAGUGGCCAGGCAGAUCGACUCAUCAGUGCUAUACAAGAACCUGUGCAUAGACGAAGCGCUAGCCAAAACUCGCAUUCGAAACACAGACUCAUGUCGUCGAGUCCAGUCAGUGCCGGCAGCAACCCGUUAUCUAGAUCGUCAGCACCCGCUAUGAAACGCUCGACCACUAUGUCAAGCGUGCAAGACCCAGUUUCAAGUCUCUCCUCGGUCACACACCAACCUCCAAUGACCUUACAACCACUCAUGACUCCUCCACCUCCAGGACUAGAAAAUAUCACGGACUCCGGCGUACCUAUGGGUGCUCUGAGAAUGUCUCAACGAUCUGCCAGCAUCAAGUCACCAAACCCGCAAUCGAAUUAUGAUCAAUCAUACUUCCCGCGUGUUGAAACAGUCACAGAACCAUCAAACGCUGUCUCCACGGCUCCUCCGCCUUCAACGGCGGCCCCACCAUCGGAAGCACCUCCACCAUCUACAUCCCCUACCACCGUUCCGUCAACAACAGACUACGACCUGCUGCAUGUCCUUGUUGCGGAAGAUGAUCCAGUCAACAGUAAAAUCAUACAAAAACGUCUAACCAAGCUCGGGCAUACUGUGCAGCUUACCAGCAAUGGCGAAGAGUGCGCGGAAGCCUUCGCCUCGGCGACCAAAAACUUUGAUAUCGUCCUCAUGGAUCUGCAAAUGCCGAUUGUCGAUGGCCUCCUUGCUACAAGGAUGAUCCGCAGCUUUGAAUCUCAAACACCCAAAACCGCGCUCUCUGAUAAGGCCAUCCACAACGACCGCGUGCCAAUUUUUGCUGUUUCUGCUUCGUUACUUGAAGCAAACCGAGAGCUUUACAUCGAGACGGGCUUUGACGGCUAUGUCAUGAAACCUAUCUCGUUUUCCAGGCUGAAUUUCCUUCUCAGGGGCCUGAUGGACACGGUGGCACGAGCGGAAGCCACUUAUACGCCGGACGGGGAAUGGGAGCAUGGUGGAUGGUUCGAUUCACGUUGA